This is a messenger RNA of Spodoptera littoralis (African cotton leafworm), 606 nucleotides long. NCBI's taxonomy places the organism in Eukaryota, Metazoa, Arthropoda, Insecta, Lepidoptera, Noctuidae. The record is from the annotation of a GenBank genome assembly.
AUGCCUCUUGUAAAAUUCGUAACGGUUCUCCUGCUAGUCAAGGUGUGUCUCUCUGCACCUGUAGACGAUCCGAUUCGCAUUGACCUGCCAGUUUACGACCAGCCACAAGCUGGUUCUGAUGUGUUGCAAUCUCAGCCUCUGGACGCUGAAAACUAUCCUGGAGGUGACCAUUUAAAGAGUAAUGGAGGGAAUUUUGUUACAUACAAAGUGCAGGCUGCACAGAAUCUGUUGGAAAGCACGUUAAAUGCAAAGGCUAAUGUUCACCAGGGUGGACUAUUCGCAGCUCCUGUCACCACGUUGGAAACUGCCCUACAGGAAUCUGAAGGGUUCGGUAGCAAGAAAUUAUCAAUCAAGGAAAAUAUACAAGGUGUCGUGGCCGGAAUAUUUCAGCCGGAGCCUAUAGUGGAUACCAUAAGGGAGGAAGAAAAGUAUGGAAAUUCAGGAGACAAAUUCUAUAGCGCUGGUAAGGCCAUAGUUGGAGGCGCCGAGGGACUUUCGAACUUUGUCAACUCGGUUCUGGAGGUACCAGGUACAGUUUUCAAGCAGAUUGCAAGAGUCGCCACAGAGAAGCUAAAUAAUUUAGGAGGGAAACUAAUAGGUUUAUAA